Messenger RNA from Cervus elaphus (red deer), 427 nucleotides. RefSeq names its product ATP synthase subunit g, mitochondrial-like. Lineage: Eukaryota; Metazoa; Chordata; Mammalia; Artiodactyla; Cervidae. The transcript has a single exon. Gene Ontology annotation, molecular function: proton transmembrane transporter activity. Gene Ontology annotation, biological process: proton motive force-driven ATP synthesis. The record is from RefSeq and is a predicted model, not a curated record. Bases 1 to 312 code for a protein of 103 amino acids.
AUGGCCCAGUUUGUCCGUAACCUCAUGGAGGAGGUCCCGGCGCUGGUCAACACUGCUGUGACUUACUCAAAGCCUCGAUUGGCCACGUUUUGGUACUACGCCAAGGUUGAGCUGGUUCCUUCAACCCCUGCUGAGAUCCCUACAGCAAUUCAGAGCUUGAAAAAAAUUAUCAACAGUGCUAAAACCGGUAGCUUCAAACAGCUCACUGUUAAGGAAGCUCUACUGAAUGGUUUGGUGGCCACUGAGGUGUGGAUGUGGUUUUAUGUUGGCGAGAUCAUAGGCAAGCAUGGCAUCAUUGGCUAUGAUGUUUGAAGACCAAUUUUUAAUAUGUGAUUAUAUUUGCUUUAUUAUUCAAGUGUUCUUGGACCAUGUGUGAGCAGACUGCUAUUUGAAUAAAAUAAGACAAUGUGUCAGAAAAAAAAAAAAA